AUGGAUUCCAUGGAGACGCAUUCGCAAGCAGAAGGUCCCCGUGAGUCUCCCCACAUAGCCGGCCUCGACGAUUCUAGGAGUCCUAGUGCUUCUGAACCUGUCCAGGCAGCCAUUCCGGACUCCCGCAAAGAUGGCUCGUCGUCUUCCGCCUCAUCCAUGGCGACCUCCCUCGCAGGAGGCUCGACGGUGAGGGAAGAAGUCCAGGAGCAGGAGUACAAGACUCAAGGGCAAGGUUCUCCCAAUUCAGAAAUACCUCCGCGCAAACGGUCGAAGGUUUCGCGUGCGUGUGACGAAUGCCGCCGCAAGAAAAUACGUUGCGAUGCUUUACUUGACCAUACCAACACCCAUGUGACUAAGAUGUGCUCAAAUUGCGAAAAGACUGGAGACGUGUGUUUGUUCACUCGAGUGCCCAUGAAACGAGGUCCUUCGAAGGGUUAUACAAAAUCCAAUGGAGAUAACAGCAGCCAGUCGGCAGGAAAAGCCUCGCCAAGACCGCGUAUCCCGUCCCACGGCAGCUACCCGCAGCUUCAAGGAAUAGGCCAACAACAGCUUUCUCCAGGUCAGCAGCAUGCUCCGUUAUUCUCGCCAAACUCAAGCUCUGGAAGCGGAACGCCCGCUUAUCAAGCAUCGCAAAGUCCGCAGGUGAUCUUGCCUCCUCUCAACACCCAUAUUUUGCCACCUUUGCGUGGCAGAUCCUCUUCUCUAACCUCGGCAGGUCAGACAACACGCCAGCAGCCUAUGUUCUGGAAAGUACCCUACGAAAUGCCAGCAUUUGAAGGCAGGAGAGACUCUAUUGACUCCAUCUCGUCCUCAAUCAGUGGCUCCUUUCCUCUUUCCAACCGGCCAUCCAUUCAAGGACAUUCGCCUAAAUUGGCUCCUAGUUUUGCUCUGGAUAAUCUCCCCACAUCAGAUUCCGAAGACGAGUUCCUAAACAACAACUCCUCCCGCCUCGCAAGGCCAAGUUUCCAAGUGCCUCUUGUUUCAACUCGCUCUAAGGAGGGUACCGUGAGCCCUGUACCUUCUCAUAGUAGUUUGCAGAGUCUGAACCAAAACUUCUCUCGACUUGCAAUCCCUGCCCCCCAGUUCAAAACAGCCCACCUUUUGAAGUCGAUUGAUCAGAAUUUGGACGUUUACUUCACCAAGUUCCAUGCACAGUACCCGAUUUUGAUGGAAAAGCGGCAAAUACAGGAUAGCCUCGAGCAACUUCAAACAGACGAAUAUGCCACUGUUCUAGAACUAUUCAACUACUCACUACAAGUCCUCAAUUCUGUGGAUGCAAAUUUUGACUUCAAUGUUAUCGUUUCGAGCUUCCAGCAGAUAUCCCUGAUUUAUGCAUCCAAAUCCUUCAUCAACAACAAUGUUCAUGCCAAAACAUUGUUUCUCCUUACAUUUGUGCUACUCAAUUAUACCGUGAUUUUAUCGGGUCACGAAUACUCAAUAGGGUUUACCAUCUCGUUUUCGAUAUUCAAUGACUGGAAGAUUUAUAAGGAGCCAUCAUCCUCGCCCCUUUUCCGUGCGUUCAUGCAUUUAGUGGUGCUGGACAAUAUAUUCGCCUUGUCGUUUGGAACACCGAGAAACACAAGUCUGGCGUUCAGCAAAUCUUAUCUUCACGAAUAUGCAAAUAGUUUGAAAUCCUCGGAAUCAGAGUCAUUGGAAUACGUGACCGUUGGACUAAAUCUUCUGCUUCUACCUCCCACAGAUCCUACAAGCAGCGUACCGAAGCAGUCCAAGUUGUAUCUCCUGAACGACAAAUACAAAUUCUUAGGCAUUCUGGAAGCGGAAACUAAUAUAUGUUAUCUGAUUCAGAAUUUUAGCUCCUCACUGGACAGUCUACGAAAUACAGAUGCAGAUGAUUUUGUUUUCGAUCUACAACUGGAAUUCUCAAAGCUCUGCAAAAGACUUAUCUACCUGAUUGACGAACAGGUGGACGAUCUUGAGCUUUUGAAAAUUCAACCGCUUCUGCCCUUAUAUGUGUUGAAAUGCUACAAAAUUCUUCUCUCCUUGAAGUCGCUCAUUUCCUCUCUCAUCAGUUUCAACAUUACCAUCAACAACGACGAUUUCAAAGAUAGACUUGCAAAACUAAUAGACACGAUAGAUGCAAAUAUCGAGAGACUUCGUCGCCUCCGCUCCUCCAUCCCCUUCUUAAAGGUAUUAAUUUCAACGUUGAAGAUUAGGACAGCAGAAACGCUAUCUCUCCCUGCCACGACCGAGAAACUUUCCCUCCUGCAGAACUGGUGUCGUCAGUCAAGUUCUCUACUGCAUUCUACCCUCGCCAAAGAUUACUUCGAAGGAUGGUAUUCAUAA
Molecule: messenger RNA, 2304 nt
Organism: Ogataea haglerorum
Lineage: Eukaryota; Fungi; Ascomycota; Pichiomycetes; Pichiales; Pichiaceae
Exons: 1
Coding region: 1-2304 (767 amino acids)
Cellular component (GO): nucleus
Molecular function (GO): zinc ion binding; DNA-binding transcription factor activity, RNA polymerase II-specific
Source: RefSeq, a predicted model, not a curated record